Echinops telfairi (small Madagascar hedgehog) is the source of this 4775-nucleotide messenger RNA. It is a transcript of the gene FAM117B, whose product is annotated as family with sequence similarity 117 member B. Lineage: Eukaryota; Metazoa; Chordata; Mammalia; Afrosoricida; Tenrecidae. Bases 1 to 1224 code for a protein of 407 amino acids. The transcript has 8 exons. The record is from RefSeq and is a predicted model, not a curated record.
AUGUACGACCUUAAGGAAAUGCAAAUAGAAAAUAAAACCAAACCCAUUAUCAGAAGUGACAAAACACGCCCACCUUCUUCAAGCCCUUCCAGUAUUAUUCGUCGUACUUCCUCUUUGGAUACACUCGCUGCUCCAUACCUUGCAGGGCACUGGCCUCGUGAUACUCAUGGACAGGCUGCACCUUGCAUGAAGGACAAAGCUACACAGACAGAAAGUGCAUGGGCUGAAGAAUAUGCUGAAAAGAAGAAAGGGUCUCACAAGCGCUCAGCAUCCUGGGGCAGUACAGACCAACUGAAGGAGAUUGCAAAAUUACGUCAGCAAUUGCAGAGAAGUAAACACAGCAGCCGGCAUCAUCGAGAUAAAGAAAGACAGUCUCCAUUCCAUGGCAACCAUGCAGCUAUUAACCAGUGUCAGGCUCCUGUUCCAAAGAGCACCCUUAUUCCAGUCAUUCCCAUCACCAAAUCAACAGGCUCUAGAUUUCGGAAUAGUGUGGAAGGACUGAAUCAGGAGAUUGAAAUAAUAAUUAAAGAGACUGGGGAAAAGGAAGAGCAACUUAUACCACAAGAUAUUCCAGAUGGCCACCGUGCCCCUCCGCCCCUUGUGCAGAGAAGCAGCAGCACACGCAGCAUCGACACACAGACACCGGGCGGGGCAGACAAGGGAAGCAACAACAGCAGCCGUUCUCAGUCUGUGUCCCCAACAUCGUUCCUCACCAUCUCCAACGAAGGUAGUGAGGAGAGCCCUUGUUCAGCUGAUGACCUGCUUGUUGAUCCUAGGGAUAAAGAAAAUGGAAAUAAUUCUCCUUUGCCCAAAUAUGCAACGUCACCAAAACCUAACAACAGUUAUAUGUUCAAAAGGGAGCCUCCUGAGGGCUGUGAAAGAGUCAAAGUCUUUGAGGAAUGUUCGCCAAAGCAACUUCAUGAAAUCCCAGCCUUUUACUGUCCUGACAAGAACAAGGUGAAUUUUAUUCCUAAAAGUGGCUCUGCUUUCUGCCUCGUCAGCAUCCUCAAGCCACUCCUUCCCACACCAGAUCUUACCCUCAAGGGCUCUGGCCACAGCCUGACAGUCACCACUGGCAUGACGACCACUCUGCUGCAGCCUAUUUCUGUGGCCUCCGUGUCUACAAACACAGAGCAAGACCGGGUCUCUCGAGGAACGAGUACAGUCCUGCCUUCAGCCUCUCUACACCCACCACCAGAACCAAUUGAGGAAGCUGAAGGGUAAGUCCCAGUGCUGUGUGGCCAUUGUUCUGGGAAACUGAGAACCUCCUUAGAUCACUUGAUUAUGACGGCAUCAUGUGCUCCCACUUGGCUGUGAUGUGCUCCAGCUUUCCACAGUGACUGUGCCAGUGAGGCUUCGAGAAGAAAGCAGCCCUCUGAUGGCUCUGCCCUGCUCAUAAGGGCCAACCUUCACUUCUUGAGCUGUUUUCUCUUAAAGCACGGAUUGGAACAAGAAAGGUCUCAUUCUUUACUUUUGGAGGGCUGAUAGCCCAUUGCUUUUGUUCUCAAAGUAGACAUCUUUUAAAAAAAACAACUGAUCCCUGCAACAUGAUUCCUGAAGGGAGACAUGAACGAUGCUGCAAGAACCAUCUUUUAUAUGAAAAUGACUAUUUUAUAAUACCAAUGUUACAUUUCUGAAACAUAGCAAACAGGAUGUUCAAAAGAUUCUUUGGUGGCCUCUGUUUCUUGUUUCCCUUUCUAGAUGUGUGCUUUUCUGAGCUGUUUGCAGCUUUGGGACCAAAGGGAUUAAUCGUUGACAUUUUCCCAACAAUCUUAAACUCAUGACUUAUGUUCUUCUCCCAAAUAAGAAUUAAUAGGUAAAUACGUUGAACAAAUAAUAUAAAAGAGAUAAAAAGCAAUAUUAGUACAUUAUGUGAUUUAUGUUUUUGAUGUCAGAAGUUUGUGCUUUGGGUAAAAUGUUUGUAAGAGAUGUUUUCUUCACUACUCCUGUACACAUUUCACCGUGUGGUCAGAAGAAAUUGCAGUUCAGAGAUAAGUGUGUGUAAUAUGUUCUCACCUGUCAUUGGAACAGUGAGCCAAAAGGAAACAACCCAGUGUUGAUCACUAGCUAGGAGUAAGGAGCCCUUGCGUAUUCUGCGAAAUGUGUAUCACAUGAUCUCCCUCUUCUACCACAAAAUAUCAUUCUACCUUUAGACCUCACUGUAUCAUAGCCCCAAGAGAUGCUAAAAUGGCUGUGCAUGGAUUCCCUCCUUUGCUUUUUUGGUGGUGGUGUCUUGUGGAUCCGGUCAGGCUUAGUAGUUUGCCAGGAGUGUAAUCCAUUGAAUAGCAAUCUGUAGCCACAGAAUCUCGUGACUGACAUUUUCUUUAUGUUAGCUGGCACUGAAACUCGUUGCCCCCAGAUUUUGAUAGCUCCCCCCUCCCCCACAGCAUUCCACAUAGUGGGGAAACAGACAAGAAAAGCUUUGAAGCAUAAACAAAAGGCACCUCUGAAAAAUUCAUACAAUUUUGGGUUUGGGUUCAUCCUAAUGCAUCGCUGCCAAUAUCCCAUGAUAAACAUGGUAUUUCGUUUCUGGGUAUGUGACAUUAGGGAGCAGCUUUUAAAAAAAUGAGUUUCAGCCAACAAUGUUGAUAAAAAGCAUCCUUCUGAGAUAGUCAGAUACUACCUUAUGAUGCAAUAAUUUAAUUUUACUAUACAUACCCUAGGCAGGAUAAAAUAUUUCUUUAAAAAAGGAAUACUUUGAUAGUCAACACAUCAGUUUGUCCCAGCAAAGCUCAUUGAGGAAAACCUACUGGGAGCAAUAAGCCUUCUCAAAGGACUGCCUUAUAUAGUCACACACCUUUGAAACAUCUAUGAAAAAUGUUCCCUUUAAGUUUAAAAUAGUGAUAGCUUUAGGUAAGUCAGAUAAAUGCAAAUGUUUGAAUAAAUCUGUCGGCUUUUAGUUUGUAAGGACUGGCAAAUUUUGCUCUUUUCCAUCCAGAACUAAUUUACUUAGGACUUUACAUUAUGGGCUCUAAAAAACAGUAAAGCCAGUUAUCAGAGUCUGACUUUUUUGUUUGGCAGGUGUUUUGAGAGCUUCGUUUAUUUACCUGCUCUGUUAUUGUGCUGUCUCCCAUGGAGCAUCUGCUCUAAAAGGUAACACUGAAGCCUGGGGAGUUGGUAUGAAUAAUGCAGGAGGAAGUUAAAAACAAAGUUUUUUUUAAAAAGCCAAAUCAUCAGUUUUAGGAUGACCUGAAUUCUCUUAAACUCGUGCUCUUUUUCUUGCCGUACACUUUGCCUCUAUCUCCAUCCCUGUAGGUCACAAUGGUGUUUUACAACCAGAAUGCCACUUUGUAAAGACUUGUGCCAUUCACUAGUGGAGCACGUUUGUCUAAUUCAUACCCUUCUGUGGAGUUCUGUAUAUCCUUCAUCUAAAGUAACUUAAAGUUAGAAUGGGAGAACAAGUUUAAGAUUCAUUGUGAAUAGUCUUAAAAAUAGAACUUGUACUUAGAAUUUUGGGUUCUAAAGAGAAUGUAAAUUUGCAAGUAAAUGAAUUAUAUGACCACCAAAUGGAUCCCUCCGCUUUGGGAGCAUUAGAGCCUGACAUUUGAAAAAGAAAGGUACAAGGUACGAACCACCCUAACUGCCAGUGCCAAAGGGCUAAUUUUUAAACAUAUAAGCUUUAUUGCAGUCUGAAAAAUAUUUGACUGUAGUUCCAUUCAGUUUUUUUGUUUAACCCUUAGUUCACAGCUAUCCGUUCUCAGAAUUCAUAAUACUGUGUUCUACAGUUACAUCCCAUAAUUAUUGUGUUACUUUGUAGAAGACUGUAUAGAAGGAAAAAUAGAAUAGCUUCAAUAGGAAUAUAAUUUAAAUUUUUCAGAAAUUUAGUUCCAUUGCAGUAAAAGAGAUGGGUGGCAUGAAUCUUUCAGCAAAAGAAGCUAUUCUCUGGUUAUUAUUCACUUUGUCAAUCUUCGUUUUUUCUACCUUAAGACAAUUUCUUCUUGUAAUGAUAAAACUUAUAUAAACACUGUUUCUGAUCAUGACUAUUUCUUACUUGUAUGGCUUUUGUGAACAAUUAUGUUUUUUUUAAAUGCCCAUUUUACUCCUCUAGUUAAUAUGGUGAGAAUGAAUGACCAAAAUUAUUUUGGACCUCGAUUAAUUUUGUUUAUAUUUUAUACUUAUGACCGCAACUCAAGUCAGCCUUUUAGAAGGUGCUAUUGCUAACUGUGGAAUAACUAGCACUUGAAAGGACUUUAAAAAAAAGUUUGUUUUUAAUGGCUGGCUUUUACUGGAACAAGGUAUAUGAGAAUGACAGAAUUUAUAACCUUCUGCAUAGCCAAGAUUAAGGCUAGGUUGUCAAGAUUUUAUUUAUUUUGUUUAAGCAAAUAAAUUUGCCACUACUGUAUUUACUUUCCUAUUCUUGAGAUUCAUUCCUUUGUGCUUGGAAUUUUGAUGUCUCAAAACCAGACCAAUGAAAGUGCUGGACUUGCAAAAUAAAGCUAAGAAUAUUUAACACCGCACUUUAAAGUUUAAGUUUUAUUCUGCCUAAAUUAAUGAACAGACCAGUCCUGAACAAUAAUUUGUCAAUACAAUCAUAUUGGAUAUAAUUUGUUUUUGUUUUUUAAAAAACUACACCUUUCAUCUUUGUUGAAGCUGUCUUUUUUUAAAGCAAUUUUUUAAAAAUUUGUUUUUCUAACAAAAUCCCACCCACCCAAACAGCAUUUCCAGUGGUGAUAAAUAUUGUUGCUAUGUACUUAUGUAUUCCUGUACCUGGACACUUGUUGCUGCCUCACAAGAAAAUAGAACUUUUAUCUUAAAAAUAAAAUGUCUGUUCUUGA